Molecule: messenger RNA, 2673 nt
Organism: Closterium sp. NIES-65
Lineage: Eukaryota; Viridiplantae; Streptophyta; Zygnematophyceae; Desmidiales; Closteriaceae
Source: the annotation of a GenBank genome assembly
AUGGCCAUAAUAGCCAUAAUGCCUGCCGAACUGGGCCCAGCUUCUCGCGGUCCGGUUGCCGUGAAGGCCGCUGACGGGGGAUUCGUCGCAGCAGCGGCAGUCGCGGCGGAUUUGGCAGUGGGGAAGAGCGCGAAAGCAGCGGAGUUCGAGCGGACGCCGGGAUGUCGGCGCUACGUGUACCACGUGGAAGGGGGAGGACAGGUGACGGCAUACGUGGUGGAGCGCAACGGGUGUUUCGACGUGCUGCUGGACGUGGCUGCUGCCCACAUGCAGUGCCGCCACGACCUGCCUCUCUGCAUCCACUGGGGCAUAUUCCGCUCGGAUCGCUCCACGUGGUUCCUUCUGAACGACUCCCAGACUCCGCCGGGCACCGUGUUCCUGCGAGGAAAGACCGACGCCAUGCGCACGGUGCUGCAGGACGACCCCACGCCCGGGCACCGCUCGCUGGUGCUCUCGUUUGACGCGGAGCUCGCCCCCUUCUCCCUCAACCUCGUGCUCUUCCAGCCGCUCGCUGGCGUGACCGGCAGCGGCAUCGGAGACAAGUCCCUCGAAGGGCUCUGGCUCAGGAACUCGCGGCAGAUGGAUCUGUGUGUGCCCAUCGGCAUGGGGCGCGGCAGUGCCAGCCCGCUGGGAGCCACGCCCAACGCGGACGGGUCGGUGAACUUCGCCCUCUACUCGCGAUAUGCGGAGGGCGUUGUGCUUUGCCUCUACCUGCCUGACGACGCCGAGCCCACGCUGGAGAUCGAUCUCGAGCCGUCCAUCCAUCGCACGGGGGAUGUGUGGCACGUCAGCAUUGACGCUGCUGACGUCAGCAGCUUCACUCGCUACGGGUACCGGGUGCAGGGCGACCCUGACUGGGAGGGAGGCAACCGUUUCCAUUCCCGCCUCGUGCUCAUGGACCCCUAUGCCAAGGAGAUGGCUGCUCACGUGCCCGGCCAAGAGGACCUGCCAUCGCCAGCAGCGGCGUUGGCUGUCAUCCCCACCAUGCAAGAGCCGCCCUUCGACUGGCAGGACGACUUCCCCCCCAACAUCCCAUCGGAGCAGCUGGUAGUGUACCGCCUCAACGUGGCAGCCUUCACGGCAGACGACAGCAGCGGGGUGAGCGAGGCGGGGCGAGGCACGUUCCAGGGCGUGCUGGAGAAGGUCGACCACCUGCUGGCGCUGGGAGUGAAUGCGGUGCUGCUUCAACCAAUCGCAGCGUUCGACGAGACUCAAGGACCCUACUUCCCUAUCAAUUUCUUCUCCCCCAUGCCCUCCUAUGGGCCGAACGAGUCCCUCAAGCUACUGGUGCGAGAGCUGCACGCAAGGGGAAUGGAGGUGCACAUGGAGGUGGUGGUGAGCCACACGGCGGAGGGCAGCGAUGAGAGCCCCAAGCCCAUCUCCUUCCGUGGCAUUGACAACCGCGCCUACUACAUCAAUGAUCCCUAUGGCAAGCAGGUGGUGCCGGAGUACGGAUCGCCCAACGCCUUCAACUGCAACAGCCCUGUGGCACUCAACCUCAUAACCGACGCGCUGCACCACUGGGUGGAGGAGUACCACGUGGAUGGCUUCUCCUUCAUCAACGCCUCGGCUCUCACCACGGGGCCGCACGCGCAGCCGCUCUCCCGCCCGCCCCUCGUGGAGGCUCUGGCCUUUGACCCGCUGCUGGCAGCAGUGAAGCUCGUGGCCGAUGCCGCCAUGCCGCUGCUCUCUGCUCAAAAGGCCUUUGCAUUCCCACACUGGAAGCGGUGGCAGGAGAUGAACAGUGCGUUCUGCUUCGACAUCCGCAGAUUUGUUUCCGGGCAGCCCGGUCAGAUCAGCGGGCUGGCAACCCGGCUGUGUGGCAGUGGCGACCUCUUCUCCUCAGGCCGUGGCCCAGCCUUCGCCUUCAACUACAUCACUACGUUCCAGGGGCUCACCCUGGCGGACCUGGUCAGCUACAGCAUGGAUUCAGAGGCCAGCUGGAAUUGCGGUGUGGAGGGCGUGAGCGCGGAUGCGGCGGUGAUGAGGACACGGCUGAAACAGGUGCGCAACCACCUGGCAGUGCUCUUCCUCUCGCUGGGCGUGCCGGUGCUGACAGCUGGCGACGAGUACGGCCACUCCAAGGACGCACAGCUGGGAGCAGAUUACUCCGACUCCCCCUUUCUCUGGAGCGCCCUGCGCACGGACCUGGGAGUGCAGCUCACUCGCUUCAUCGCCUCUCUUGCCAACUUCCGCCGCCGCCGCACGCUGCUGCUGCAGCGCAAGGACUUCUAUUUCGGGGAGGACAUUGUGUGGCACGGCGCCUUUCCCAACCAGCCGGAAUGGGACAACCCCAACUGCUGCUUCCUGGCCUGCACCGUCCACAGUGCCGGCAUCGAGUCCUCAGCCAAGGAGGCGGCAGAGGAGGCAGGAGUGCCGAUUACCACUGCGGCUCCGGCUGUAGCACCCAGCAUGCCGGUCGGCGAUCUCUAUUUCGCCUUCAACGCCCAUGCAAACGAGAUGAUUGUGGAGCUGCCUGCCCCGCCUGUUGGCAUGAUGUGGCACCUUGUGCUGGACACGGCUAAGGACUAUCCGGCUGACGCCACAGAGCUGCCGGCCCAAGGCAUGCCUCCAUCCAUCGCUGGAAGAGUGUCUUCCCCAUACUACAUGGAGGCAUUUUCUGUGAUCGCGUUGGAAGCUCGGGGUCCGCCUUCCCUCGCCCCUCGCAUUUAA